ACAACGGCCUCCUGACGCAGUUAUUUGGUGGCUGUGUGUUUAAGGACGUGUGGCGGUGAAAGUAAUGGUUAACUGUAACGGACUUUGGAUGCUGCCGUCCCAAACCUCCACGCCGGUGUACAAGGUCUGUGUUUUGAGUAACGUUAGUAACGUUAGAUAGUAAGGCGGCAGUUAGGUGUCACUGCUCCGCGCUGUUAGUUGAAUCACUGUUGUUGUUGUUGUUUGUUUUUUAUCUCGCUAAAGAGGAAUGCAGCGGCCACCGGGCUCCACUUCUCUGUAAAGCCCAGUCGAUGAACAUGAACUCCACUUUUACCACAGAACCGUGUUUGUUAUUUUAAAAACCAAACGCUCGUUUGAAGUCAUGGCGAACGACUUUGUAAAGACGUUCGUACAGUGGUGUAAUUAUCUCCAGGAGCCCUGUCAUGUAGCGAGGUUUCAAAAUUUCUGCGGCGUUAAAGGGACAUUUCCUGUUAAAGCCACCAAACCGGAGGUCGGACAGUCGGAGCCGGACCGUGCCGGGCUGAGGAAGAGGGUGCAACAAGCGGGUGAAAGCUCGGACGUUAGUGUUGGGAACGGAGCCACCCGGGAUGCGUCCGCACCGCAGGUCAACGGGAUGCAGGGCGACGGUACCGCCGGGCCUGAUGGUGCUGAGUCAGACACCGUCAGGGCGAAACCCCUCCGGAGAAACUCCCUGACCGGAGACGUGGGUCAAGAGUUCCUGAUCCACAACAAGUUUCUCUUCUACCUGUUCACGUUUGGGACUGAGCUGGGCAACGAGAUGUUCUUCAUCAUCUUCUUCCCCUUUCUCUUCUGGAACAUCGACGCCCUGGUCAGCCGGAGACUCAUCGUUGUCUGGGCCUGGAACCUGUUCGUGGGACAGUCCACCAAGGAUAUGAUCCGCUGGUCCCGGCCGGCGUCCCCUCCUGUGGUGAAGGUGGAGGUCUUCUACAACUCCGAGUACAGCAUGCCGUCCACACACGCCAUGACCGGGACUGCCAUACCCUUCUGUGUCUUCAUGCUGACCUACGGGCGGUGGCAGUAUCCCUUCCUCUUUGGCUUUAGUGUGGCUCUCAGCUGGAGUGUCCUGGUCUGUGUAAGCAGAGUCUAUAUGGGGAUGCAUUCUAUUCUGGAGGUAAUCACUGGCUUCCUCUACAGCCUUCUUAUUCUAGCCUUCUUCCAGCCAAUUCUGGGCAAGAUCGACAACUUCUACAUGAUGGACCACUACGCUCCACUUGUGAUCAUUGUGUCACAUGUGAGCUUGGGACUUGUGGCUUUCUCUCUGGAUUCCUGGAGCACCUCUCGGGGUGACACCGCUCAGGCUCUUGGCACCGGGGCAGGAGCUGCUUUGGCUACCCAUGUGAACCAUCAGCUGGGGCUCCUGCUGGAUCCACCGCUGUCUUCACUUCCUCUAACUUUACCAACAAUCAGCACUAGCUUGGUGGUUCUCUCCCUGCUGCGCUUCCUGGUCGGAGUCGCUGUCCUCCUCGUCACGAGAAUGGUUAUGAAAGCAGUGACUAUUCCGUUCUUAUGUCGACUGUUCGGGCUGCCUUCAGAUGAUGUAAGACAGGCGAGGCAGCACAUGAAAGUAGAGUUGCCGUACCGUUACAUUGUCUACAGUGUUGUUGGCUUUAGUUGUGUCUGUGUGGUGCCUCUCUUCUUUAGGAUCUUAAACCUUGCCUGAGUGUUGUGUGCAAACAGUCAUUUACUGCUGACAUGUUCAUCUCCAUGAUGACGGCAGGCUACACUUGGAAACAUGCUGCUUGUUUUGACACAAAAUAAAAUCUCUUGUUUCUGCACAGCAGAAACUAAUUUGAAGGACAAAUAUGGUGAUAUUCUUUGUUUUUAUUGUCAAUAUUCCUCUAUGCCUGAAAGCUCCAUUGUUGUCCGAAAACUAUUAAAAACAAAUCAGUGAGCCACACUGUUGCACUGGGUGACAUGUUUCUUCAUUAUGAUGAGCAUGAGUGCUGUAUUACUGUUAUUUUGAGUUACAUCGAAUAUGUAUCAAUCUGUGGCUGAAAAUAGUCUACAACAAAUACAGUAUUAUUUACUACUGUUUCAGUAUCAGUGGCUAAAAAGUACAGUGUCCUGCUGAUUUAGGGAAUCGCUUUGUCUUUUAAAGAAGAAAAUAAUAUAUUUGUGAACCAUUUUUUAAAGAUUUACGUCCUCACUGGGAACCAGUGACCAGACGGGGGGGAAGCUGUAAAGUAUUAGACGGAUUAAUGUGUUGGUUUUGGUCUUUUUGUGGGAUUUGUUGACAAUAACAGCAAUAUAGAAGAUCACCAGCCUUAUUCUUUUAAAGAUGCACCUGUGGUUGACACAUAGAAGUGUUAACUGGAACUUUGCAAAUACAGAAUCUAUCAGAUGUACUGUAAUAAUGCUUGCAUUCACUAAUAAGAAAUCUAUUGUACAUUCCCAUCAUUUGAUCAACAUAUAUGACCAUAUGUUAUUGAGCUGAAUUCCAUGCUCUUAAGAAUAAACCAAACCAUGAAUCAGCAAUGUGUGAAAUCACUUCACUUCUCAUUUGUUGCCGUAUUUAAAUCAAAUCAGCCUGGAAGCAUUAAAAUACUUACAGGUGUUGGGAUAGUUACGUGAUUUCUAUUUAAAUCUGAUAGACUCAUGCUUUUCCCUGUCUGAGCAGGUGUGUUGUGUCAUUACAGUUAUUCUGUGUUACCAUAGUCCGCAUUAUCUCGUCACCUCCUUUUUGUACAUUUAUGUGUCUUAUUUUCCAAAGCAUUUAUAAUUUUGAUCCAAAUGUAAGUUAAUUACUCUCUGAUUAAUCAUUUUAAAGCAUAACAUUAACAUACCAGAUAUUUUUGAUAACGUAUUUUGCCAUCUUUACUAACUUGGGCUGAAUUGUUGAUCCAACAAAUAAAUGGAUAAAAUCUUAA
Molecule: messenger RNA, 2888 nt
Organism: Dicentrarchus labrax (European seabass)
Lineage: Eukaryota; Metazoa; Chordata; Actinopteri; Moronidae
Product: sphingosine-1-phosphate phosphatase 1
Exons: 3
Coding region: 362-1681 (439 amino acids)
Biological process (GO): sphingosine metabolic process; phospholipid dephosphorylation
Cellular component (GO): endoplasmic reticulum membrane
Molecular function (GO): sphingosine-1-phosphate phosphatase activity
Source: RefSeq, a predicted model, not a curated record